CACACAACAAUGCACUUUUCUGCUCUUAUCAUCGCGGCCUCGGCCAGCAUGUUCUCUGUCGCCUCAGCUGGACAAGUCAACUUCUACUCUGACACAAACUGUCAGAACUACAUCGGCGAGAGACAUCCGGGUUCAUAUGUGACCACUGGUGGUCCAGCCGGUUCCUUCUCCGCACUGUGGGUGUCUAAUGACCAACAAGCUUGCAGCAGCACCUGUGGUCCGUUGAUCAUCUGCGGAGAUUCGAGCUGCAGCCGUCGUAGGGCUACGGGACUUGGACAAUGUGUCACAUUCAACACGGGUGUUUGGGCCAGGAAUGGGUGCGGUCAGGAUAUGUGCAACAACGCUUGA
This is a messenger RNA of Dothidotthia symphoricarpi CBS 119687, 348 nucleotides long. RefSeq lists its product as uncharacterized. The transcript is spliced from 2 exons. The record is from RefSeq and is a predicted model, not a curated record. Lineage: Eukaryota; Fungi; Ascomycota; Dothideomycetes; Pleosporales; Dothidotthiaceae. Bases 10 to 348 code for a protein of 112 amino acids.